Messenger RNA from Zootoca vivipara (common lizard), 2474 nucleotides. It is a transcript of the gene LRRC73, whose product is annotated as leucine rich repeat containing 73. The record is from RefSeq and is a predicted model, not a curated record. Lineage: Eukaryota; Metazoa; Chordata; Lepidosauria; Squamata; Lacertidae. Gene Ontology annotation, molecular function: protein binding.
GUGGCCAUAGGAACCGGCGCAGCGCCAAACAAAGCUGGGUCCUCCUCCCGCCCCGCCACACGCGCACCCUGGGGGCAUAAGGAGGGAGGAGACAGCGCAGCUCCGGUCUCUGCAGCGGCGCUGGCGACCCCGUCCCGCCGCCGGCACUAUGCGCUGGGCGCUGCCGCGGGAGCCGCCGGUGCGCUAAGAGGAGGAGGAGCAGGCGCGGCGGCCGGAGGAGGGACUCGCGCCCGGGAGUCGUAGGAUCUGGCCCGGGCCCGGGAGUGAAGGCGGAGCAGGUGCGGCGGCAGGACGAGCCUCAGCGACCGAGGUUGCAUUGCUGUGGAUGGCAAGGAGGGCGCCGGGGAAGGGGGAAGAUCGUUCAUAGACGACUGAAGCUGGAGGGCACGGCAGCCCGCCCCCCCUUCCCCGGCGGACACGGCGGCUUGUUCUCCGAUUGCGCAGGAGCCUGAACACACACACACACACACACACACACACACACACACACACACACGCUCGUUUUUCUUCUAUUCGUGUGAAAUUCCAGAAAGGAUCUGGCACCGAUUUGGAUUUGCAUUUCUUGCUCCUGUUAUUUCAGAUUGCUUGGCAUCUGCCUGCACCACCUUAACCCGGUCUGCUCACCUUACCCUCUUCACAACCCUGCUCUGGACUGGAAAGCGCUCUGCUUUUGACAUAUAUUAGAGAGUACCCAUUAUUGUUCUCCACAUGCUUUAAUUUGGAUUUGCACAGAAUUUACCUUGAUGCAUCCGGGUCGCACAGAAGUUUCUACGCGGAUCCGGCUUGCGCAACGCUUAAAGCCGCUUUAAGGAGCACCUAUUUGAACUGCGUACAAGAAGUACUAUAUUCUGGACUGAGCUGAAUAGCACAUUGAACUCGGGUAUUGUAACAUUGCACGGUGGCCUCCAGCUUCGUUUGCACAGGAUUGCACAACCGUCGGUCCACUGAUUUCCUUAACGCGCUCCUUACCUCUUCUGAACCGGAUUGCAAAGCAAUCCCUGCACUGCUCUGAAUUGCACGUUGCUUGCACAAAUCCGGAUUAGCGUUACAGCUAGCUGCUGAGAGUGUUUUAUUCACAAAGAUAUAAAUAUGUUGCCGGGAUCUAUCCAGAUCUCUGGGGAGACUUUAUCAAGUGCCGAGAUUCGGGAUAUCUGUGAGAGCCUGAGAGAGAACUCCAUCAAACUGCUUUCGCUCCGGGGCUGUCAGCUUUCCGACAGAGAUUUUGGCCGCAUCUGCAGGGGGGUCGCAGAAUCUCACUCCUUAGCUCAACUUAAUCUUAACUUGGGGAUUGUCUCCAAUAUCAAUCGGGUCAAGCAACUGGCUGAAGCCCUGAAGACCAACCGCUCUGUCCAGUCUUUGUUCCUCCAUGGAAGUCCCCUGACAGACGCUGGUCUGGCUCUUCUGAACCCAGCACUCUCCAUCCAUCCCUCACUAGUGGCCUUGGACUUAGGGGACUGCAUGCUGGGUGAUGAAGGUAUUAACUUGAUCUGUGGACUGCUCCCUCCUGAUGGGGCCAAGUCAGGUUUGAAGGAGUUGACUCUCAGUGCUAACCCUGGCAUCACAGCCAAAGGAUGGGGGCGCCUGGCUAUUGCAGUGGCUCAUAGUUCCCAGGUGCGAGUGUUGAACUUGGACUACAACCCACUGGGUGACCAAAUAGCAGGAAUGCUGGCAGUUUCUGUGGCAUCCAGCCGCACCCUCGAGGUUUUGGACUUGGAAGGAACGGGACUCACCAACCAAUCAGCCUUGAUCCUGCUGGAUAUGGUGGAAAACUACCCAACAGCUUUACGGACGCUGAUCCUGGCAGAGAACAACAUCAGCCCUGAGCUUCAGCAGCAGAUCUCCGACCUUCUUUCUGAGGGUGAGGAAGACGAUGAGACGGAGACUCGUGAAGUCAUGGCAAGGGAGAAGAACAACUGGAUCUGCCAUAGCAAUUCUAGUUCCCAGAUGGUCUUGGUAACUUCAGGCCUUGGAGAAAGUCUUCUAGCAGAAACAGAAAUGUGAAAAGGAAACUCCCAUUGCCUCUAAUGAGAACAUCAUUUCCAUGUAUGUGGAAAGACUGUGUUUAUUUUUUUAAAAAAGUGCAUUCACACAUAUAUCAUGUGUGAAUGUGUACUGUGCUUGUGUGUUUGCAAGUGAGUGUAUGCACUAGGCAAACAGAUGGGUGUGAAAGCCUAAUGUCUAGGUGUAAUUGCUGCGCCUGCCCUGAGUGCAGAUCCACACACUGUGUCUUACUGAAGUCACUUUUAGCUCCACACUGGGACAUGGCCCAAGUUAAUCUCUAUGUCUGUGUCACACAACUUGUCAGUUGCUUGUGAUUGUCCAGUUGCUGUAUUUUUAGGUCACACCAUCCAUUCUUGACUAAUCUUUGCAGGAGGCUGUAUUUAUUCAGAUGUGUAUAUUUAUGUAUAACAGAUGCUUUUUAUUGCUUGUACCUAUGUCUUAAGUAGAAUUUUAUAUAAAGUUCACAGAAAUGG